Pipistrellus kuhlii (Kuhl's pipistrelle) is the source of this 3079-nucleotide messenger RNA. RefSeq names its product 2-phosphoxylose phosphatase 1 (gene PXYLP1). Gene Ontology annotation, biological process: dephosphorylation; chondroitin sulfate proteoglycan biosynthetic process; glycosaminoglycan biosynthetic process. The transcript has 6 exons. Gene Ontology annotation, molecular function: phosphatase activity. Gene Ontology annotation, cellular component: Golgi apparatus. The coding region runs from base 188 to 1636 and encodes 482 amino acids. Lineage: Eukaryota; Metazoa; Chordata; Mammalia; Chiroptera; Vespertilionidae. The record is from RefSeq and is a predicted model, not a curated record.
CAGGGGGCGCUGUGGGCCGCCGCGCUGUCCGGCGGUCGGUGCGCGCGGUCCCAGCCUCUGCUUGGAGCCCGGCGAGCAGGCGGCCGGCGCUGGGUCGGCGCGGAGCUCCGGAGCCGCGGCCGGGACGAUGGGCGGGCAUGUUCCCGGUUUGAGGUGACGCCAUGAAGAGGAGACAGAACAAAUAAGAAUGCUUUUCCGCAAUCGCUUCUUGCUGCUGCUGGCGCUCGCUGCGCUGCUGGCCCUCCUGAGCCUCAGCCUGCAGUUCUUCCACCUGAUCCCGGUGUCCGUAGCUAAGAAUGGAGCGAGUAGCAAGAGUCGAAAGAGAAUCAUGCCCGACCCGGUGACGGAGCCCCCCGGGAUGGACCCGGUGUACGAAGCUCUCUUGUACUGCAACAUUCCCAGCGUGGCCGAGCGCAGCAUGGAAGGCCAUGCUCCGCACCAUUUUAAGCUGGUCUCGGUGCACGUGUUCAUUCGACACGGGGACAGGUACCCGCUGUAUGUCAUUCCCAAAACAAAGCGACCAGAAAUUGACUGCACUCUAGUGGCUGACAGGAAACCGUACCACCCGAAGCUGGAAGCCUUCAUCAGGCACAUGUCCAAGGGAUCCGGAGCCUCGUUCGAAAGCCCCUUACACUCCCUGCCUCUCUUCCCCAACCACCCGCUCUGCGAGAUGGGAGAGCUCACACAGACAGGGGUCGUGCAGCACCUGCAGAACGGCCAGCUGCUGAGGGACAUCUACCUGAAGAAGCACAAGCUCCUGCCCGCGGACUGGUCCCCCGACCAGCUCUACCUGGAGACCACGGGGAAGAGCCGGACGCUGCAGAGCGGGCUGGCCCUGCUGUACGGCUUCCUCCCGGACUUCGACUGGAGGAAGGUGUACUUCAGGCACCAGCCCAGCGCCCUGUUCUGCUCGGGGAGCUGCUCCUGCCCGGCGAGGAACCACUACCUGGAGCGGGAGCAGCGCCGGCAGUACCUGCUGCGCCUGCGGAGCGGCCCCCUGGAGCGGGCCUACGGGGACAUGGCCCGCAUCCUGGACGUGCCCACCAAGCAGCUGCGGGCCGCCAACCCCAUCGACGCGCUGCUCUGCCACUUCUGCCACAACCUCAGCUUCCCCUGCGCCCGGGGCGGCUGCAUCGGCAUGGACCACUUCAGGGCCAUCAAGGCCCACCAGAUGGAGGACGAGCGGGAGCGGCGGGAGAGGAAGCUGUACCGGGGCUACGCGCUCCUGGGCGCCCACCCGCUCCUGAACCAGACGGUGGGCCGCCUGCUGCGCGCCGCCGAGGGCCGGCGGGAGGGGGCCUUCGCACUCUACUCCGCGCACGACGUCACCCUGUCCCCCCUGCUCAGCGCCCUGGGCCUGGUGGAGGCCCGGUUCCCGCGGUUCGCGGCCAGGCUGGUCCUGGAGCUCUGGCAGGACCGGGAGGGGCCCGGCGGGCACGCCGUGCGGGUGCUGUACGACGGCGCGGACGUCACGCGGCACACCGCCUUCUGCCAGGACGGCCGCGGGCGCUGGCCCACGCCCAUGUGCCCCCUGGACAACCUGGUGCGCUUCGUCCGGAGGGACAUGCUGGAGGCCCUGGGCCCCGGCGGAGGCAGCACCAGCUACUACGAGGCCUGCCACCGGAAAGGGCUCUGAGAGGCGCGGGGAGGCCAGCCCCGGCGGCAUCGGUGCCCAACCAGAGGGGCGGGGAAGAAGGCACGCUUCCCGCCCCGGCCUUGGCCAAGGGUGCCGGGCGGCUGAUCUCCGGGGCUGGGAGCCGCGCUUGGGAGCCGCCCCGGUGGCUUCGGUGGAACAAGGAGCGAGCGCCUUGUUGAUGAAUUCGGGUCUGGGAGUUCCUUGAUGACACAAUGGCCGAUUCACAGAAAGAAAAAGAAAAAAAAAAAAGGAAGGUACUUGAUCGCAGCCAGGCUUUGCGUACGAUGCCAGACCCUUUGAACGCCCCAAGCUGCCAACCCACACGCGCGUCUUGCUUCUGACCUGCCGUGGUACUUCCUGUACGAGGGAGCCCGCAGGCCUCAGCCCACGUGUUCUUAACCUGGGACCAUCUUACCUGCAUCUGCAUUCCGUGAAACCUUUCCCCGAGUAACGUGCGGAAAACGGGGCUCGACAGACUUUUUCAGUUCGAGGCCAGGGAGGACAUUGCGUAGACGGCGCAGGUCAGAAAGCCACUUCCAGUCUCUCGUCACAGCCGAUGCGUUCUGUUCUUGUCUCGGGAACGCACCCACAGACGGUACACAGAGCGAUCACAGGCCUCACCACACAGGCCCGGGGCUGUCGCUGGCCGGCCCCUGGCCUGACACACAGGCUCUCUCUCCUACCAUCGCACUCUCCGCACUUUGAGAACCGGGUGGAUGCCAAGACUUACUCAGUCACUUCUGCUAGAAACACAGAAUCCGGUUCUGUUACCACAGAACAAAGGGAGGGACACAUUGAAUCAGAAGGGAUCCCAGGAACCUUGCCAGGAUGAUGCUUGAUGUUCACGAUGAUUGUGGUACGAUCGUUUUAAACACGUGUCUGCUGCCGUCUCUUUGCUGUACAUGCUGAAAUUUUUUGUAUCCUAGUUGGUAUUUUUAUAGCCUAGGAGGAUAUUUUCUGAGACCGGUUUUAGACGUGCUCUGAUGCCUACGUACGAUCCCACUGGCUGUCCCCGAUUGGUGUUCGGAAGGGAGGCAGACCCCGGACACAGGCACUUCCCUCCCAUAAAACGAAUCACGGCUGUUCCCUUGGACGAGCUGUAGAGUCGGAUCAACUUCUAAACCCUUUUUUUUUUUUUUUUUGUGAGUUUCAAGAGGUCCAUUCUCACUGAUUUUUAGGUACGUUUUUUGGAAGAACUUUGGUACUCGGUAGUGAAAUAGUCUUUAUAAGGUAUUUUGUAUAUUAGAAGCAGCGGUGAAAUCUGUGGUUUCUGAAUGGAUGGUGCUGGUUCCCCGCGAAGAGAUGUGACGUGCAAGUGAGGUUCUCCGGCGUCAUGGAUGUUUCCGUCGUUUCUCUUGGUUUCUACCCAGUGUUGCGUUUCAAUACAUGUUUCUAUGAAUAAAUUCUGAUGAAUACAGUUUGUACCUCUUUUUUUAAUUAUUA